Molecule: messenger RNA, 2462 nt
Organism: Dermatophagoides pteronyssinus (European house dust mite)
Lineage: Eukaryota; Metazoa; Arthropoda; Arachnida; Sarcoptiformes; Pyroglyphidae
Gene: Cog2
Product: conserved oligomeric Golgi complex subunit 2
Biological process (GO): protein transport; intra-Golgi vesicle-mediated transport; Golgi organization
Cellular component (GO): COG complex; membrane
Source: RefSeq, a predicted model, not a curated record
AUGGCAGUAGUCGUUUUAUUCGGUAAAAUUUGUUGCCGUGUGGUUGAAAAUCGUGUUUGUUUUUUGUUUAUUUUUCAAAACAAAAACAAAACAUUUUUUUACAUCGAAAAUGAAUGAAAUUCAUCAAUUGAAUCAGCAAUCGAUCAGUUGUGAUCAACAACAACAACAACGUGAAACAUUCAUACCGAAUGUUCCGGAUUAUUAUUGUUUUGUUGAUGAAAAUUUUCUUAGCGAAACAUUUAGUGUUGAUGGUUUUGUUCGCCGUAAUAGUAAACGUGUACAAUCAUUGGAAAUAUUGAAAGAACAUUUAAGUGCCUAUCUAAAAUUGCUCAAACAAUCAAUGGUUAAUUUGAUAAAUGCUGAUUAUACUGAAUUUGUUAAUCUUUCGGCCAAUUUGGUUAGUUUUGAUAAAUUAAUCAAGAAUAUUAAAACACCGGUAUUGAAAUUUAAAAAUGAAACCGAUUUGGCUCGAUCCAAAACAAAUGAAACAAUCACUUUGAUUACGGCCAAACAUGAUCGAUUGAAACAAAUUCGUGAAAAUAAACGUAAACUAUCAAUGAUAUUGGAAAUUAUUGAUUAUCUAGAUCGAAUCGAAACCAAUCAUGAACGAAUUGAAUCAAAAAUUUCUGUAUAUCAAAACGAUUUCGAAGCUAAACGAUCAGAAAUUUAUCCCGGUUUAGGUGAAAAUUCUACUUUAAUCGCUCGAUUGAAUAUCAAUUUUGAUUGUCUUUGGUCGUUGAACGAGACCACCAAAACCAAUCAAACGUUUGUUCAAAAUCUUCGAAAUCGUUUUGAAAAAGUGACUCAACAAUUCCAUGAAUAUUUGGAAAAUGAACUUUUAUUUCUUAUCAACACUGAUCGAUCGAAAGAUGAACAAAUCACCUUAAAUAUAAGCCUGGCUUUGGAACAAAUAUUUGCACUAUAUUUGAUUGAUGGUCAAAAUCAAAAAGAAUUAGAACGAGUGAUUCGAACUCAUAUUGUACAACCUGGUUUUCAGGAGAUAAUUUCCAACAGCAAUCAAGUGGCAACAAUAUUCAAUCGAACAAUCGAUUUGAUUGAAAACGAAUGGUCAUUAUGGAUCAAUGUUUUGAUCAAUACAAAACAAUUUGAAUCAUUUAAAUUCAAUUUAAUUCAAUCGAUUAUUUGGAAUCCAUUUGUUGAUCUGUUUCUGAUACGAUCACCAAUCUUAUUGGAUUUAUCCGAUCUAGAUCAAUUUGAACAAAAUUAUUUUCAAACAUUCGAAUUUGUUGAACAAUUUGUUCGAUUAACCUCACUGUCGGAUCGGAUGUUUCAAUUUGAACAACAAUCCAGCUUUAAACGUUUGAAAUCAAAAUUCAAGCUAAAUGUUUAUUUUCAUAUGAAAUUACGACGAUUAUCUUCGGAUAUGGAAAAUCGUUUCGAUCAAUUGGGUUAUUCUAUCAACGAUAAAAUUGAUCAUCAACAAAAUCAAAAUCAUCAAUAUCGAAUGAAUGUCACAAAAAUGAUUUAUGAUCAUUUGAUUGAUUGUUGGCCAAAAUCCAAAAAUCAAAAUAAUAUUGGUGAUAUGUUUAUUUAUUGUUGGAAAUUAUCAUUGAAAGUAUUGUCUCGAUUUACCAUUUGGAUGGCUACAAUUGAUUUGGCUAAAAUUAUGGCCAAUUUGAACAAAUCAUCAAUGAUAAAUAAUGAUGGUGAUACAAAAAGAUUAAUUCGUCAAACAUUAAUUUAUUUGAUUUCGGAUUCAAAUUUAUUCCUAAAUGAAACAACAAAAUUAUUCACCGAUUUGAUUGAACCAUUUUGGUUAAAUUAUUACCGGAGCAGUUUAAUUCAUCGAUUAUCCAAUAAUCAUGAAUCAAUUUCAGAAGGUUCUCUUCGAUGUUCAUUCGAUGAAUUUGUUACCAAUUUUCGUACGAAAUCUAUCGAUAAAUUAAUCUUGUUAAUGCGUAAUGAAAUUGUUAACGAAUGUAAAAUUUGGCUUAAUCAGGUGAAUGAUAUACCACGAUUAUAUCGACGAACAAAUAAAGAAAAACCAAAAGAAGCAUCUAACUAUGUGGAUAAAUGUCUACGGCAAUUGAUUGAUUGUAUGGGAAUGUUGGGCAACCAAAAUAAUGAUUCAACCAACACGAUGAUGAUCAACACUAAUCAAUGUUUAUUAGACAUACUAAACGAUCUAACUGUACAUUAUAAACAUUUAACAUUAGAAGUAUUAACUUCGGUACAGAAAACUGAAGAAAGUUUAAAAAAAUUAAAAAAACAUAAAGGAUUUAGUAAUUCGACAAUGGUGGCUGCCAAUCAAUCAUCCAACAUGUCUGAUGAUGAUAAAAUACGCUUACAGAUUUAUUAUGAUGUAACAACAUUGGGCAAACAGUUGCAAGAAAAACUGGCCAUAGAUAUUGAUUCAUUAAAAUCAUAUAAAGAAUUAAUGGCCACAAUAGAAUCAUUAAAAUUAUUGAAAUAAAAAAAUUUGCUUCAUAAAUAUAUCACAA